Geosmithia morbida is the source of this 804-nucleotide messenger RNA. RefSeq lists its product as uncharacterized. NCBI's taxonomy places the organism in Eukaryota, Fungi, Ascomycota, Sordariomycetes, Hypocreales, Bionectriaceae. The transcript has a single exon. The coding region runs from base 1 to 804 and encodes 267 amino acids. The record is from RefSeq and is a predicted model, not a curated record. Gene Ontology annotation, biological process: proteolysis. Gene Ontology annotation, molecular function: metalloendopeptidase activity; ATP-dependent peptidase activity; ATP binding.
AUGGCACCGACUUUCGAUGGCUUCAUCACGGCUCACGAUGCCCACACCCCUGCCAGUCUGGCCACGCGCGACCUGGAGGAUCCAACACACACGCAGAAGGUGACGCUGGGAGUCAUCGCGGCGUACGUGGUGGGAAUCGCCAUCCUGUGGAACGUUCCCUACCUGCGCAUGGUCCUGUGGCCCUUCAAGAUGCUUGUCAUUGCCUUCCAUGAGUUCGGCCACGCUAUCACGGCCAUUCUGACCGGCGGCCGUGUCGAGUCUAUCAGUCUAGACCCCCAUGAGGGCGGGGUGACGCACAUGGCCGGCGGCAUCAGCGCCAUCACCCUGCCGGCGGGAUACCUGGGCUCGUCUAUCAUCGGCGCGGUGCUGACCAUGUGCGGCUUCAACAUCAACGCCUCCAAAAUCCUCAGCAUCGUCUUGGGCGUGUGCUUCCUGCUCACGUUGUGGUGGGGCAAGCGCGACUGGCUGACCAUCAUGACCAUCCUCCUGGCCGUCGGUCUCCUCAUCGGCUGCUGGUUCAUCAACCACGCCGAGGCCCUUCGCUUCGUCGUCCUCUUCAUCGGUGUCAUGUCGUCGCUGUACAGCGUCUGGGAUAUCUGUGACGAUCUCAUCCUGCGCAAGGUCAACUCGUCGGACGCAGCCGUCUUUGCUAAGCGGUACGGCGGCUCGUCCCGCUGCUGGGGCGUCAUCUGGUCUAUCAUCUCGGUCUGCUUCAUGGCUAUCGGCAUCGUCGCUGGUCUGGCUGCCUUUCCCCAGUCAUUUGCCCAGCAGCAAAAGGAUGCUCAGGCUUUCUUGCCUACGUAA